Coregonus sp. 'balchen' is the source of this 12227-nucleotide messenger RNA. The record is from the annotation of a GenBank genome assembly. Lineage: Eukaryota; Metazoa; Chordata; Actinopteri; Salmoniformes; Salmonidae.
UGCUUUACACUGUAUGAGACAGCCAUGGCAAUACAGAAGCACCACUGUAAACUCAGCAUCAACAUGUUGGUGCUUUUCGCCGUGGUCGUGUCGUUGUCACUUGCGUCCGCAUCUGCGGACCGUGUGCCGCGCACCUGUGGCACUUGCGAACCCAGCCUGUGCGACCCUCUUCCAGAGGAGGGCUGCAAGUCUGGCACGAUUUUUGACUCCUGUGGUUGUUGUUCACUUUGCGCGUCUGGAUCCGGGGAGCCAUGUGGGGGGCGCGGAGCCACAGCCAAGCGUUGCGCCUCUGGACUGGAGUGCGUAAAGAGCGACAAGGACAAAAAGACUAAGCUCGGCGUUUGCGCCUGCAAGACCAACUACGAAGUGUGUGGCUCGGAUGGGGUGACUUAUAAAACUGGUUGCGACUUGAAAGUUGCCAGCCUGAAAGCGGUGAGCGAGGAGAAGCCUGAAAUCAAGAUCCUGAAUAAAGGAAAAUGCUCAACAGGUGAGAAUGGGGGGAAUGGCAGAUAACGGUCCACUUAUUUUACAGAGCGCAGUAGUAGGCUAGUGGAAAUUGAAUUCUGUCUAUUUUGGAAACACUGCUUUUAUUUGGUGUAUCACGCUACAAUAAUUCUCAUCCAUGUCAUAUACAUUCUGGCCUGAUAGCCAAUAGUUCACCAAGGGGCCUACGAUAUUACACUUUGGUGUGACUGUUCACUUUCAUCUUGACUCAUCUCUUCCCCUCAAUCAGUAAGAGUUAUUAUAUUAUUUUUUUUUAUUUUUUUUAAAGUGUGAUAUGCUUGCUAUAAGCUUUCUGGCAUAAUCAAUAACCAUUUACACAAUGCAAAUAAUGUUAAUGUAUUAACCACCACUGAUGGUAUCUCUCUAUGACCUAUUGUCAAUGUUUGCCUAGCAUGAACUGAUUCUAAAUGGUCUUGAUUUGACUACUGUCCAAUGCACCAUCAACUUACAUUGUUGUUGUACAUCACUGUCACAAUACACUGAUUUGUCUUGGGACCCAUGCAGAGACAUGAGUGUUAUCUAGUUACUUGAUAGAAUAACUAACUGAGAACUAUGGAAAAUCUGUGGCACUGUCCGCUGGGUGUGGACAAGGUCUACAUCAUCCUCUAUCUUUAUAACCCUUCCAAAACAACCAGAUCAAACUAAAGCCAGCCACUGAACACGCUGAAAGCUGUUGUCUCCAGUCAGGGGUGGCACCCUCUAUAGAACAUAUAGCCCUGAACAGACAUGUCUGAGAUUCCACCCUCCAGGGGAAGGAUUGUACAUUUUGUAAAGGAGGAUGACUGUCGAUCAAACAGCAGCGCCUCGCCUACAAACACACAGACAGGCCCUGUUGGUUUAAAGCAAAGCCAGCAGUGUCUAGUUCAGUGAACCUUCACAUGAUUAAUUAUAACUGCAUGCCAGCUCUGGAUUAGGCAGGCGAAAGGGUUCAAGACGUGGAAAAAGAAGGCGGGAAAAAACCUGGCUAGCUGGCAGAAAAAGUCGAAUGGCCCCAGACUCUUGCUAAUUUGCCCAUAUACAACAGGGCGAGGUCAGACAGCCACUUUAGCUGCACCCUGCGGGCUCUCAGACAGGUCAAAGUUAACAUAACGUUAGAGGAAUGUUGGCCUUGAACAUUUAAAAAAAAUCAUUUUAGUCAUUUAGCAGGCGCUCUUAUCCAGAGCGACUUACAGUUAGUGAAUGCAUACAUUUUCAUACUCUCCACUCCAAGUUGUUCUUGUUUUCUCAGGGUUCAUUGGCCUAGGGCUGUGGUUUCAGGGGAGGAUUUUAUUGACCUUACUUAACUGGUGACAUUAAAUUUCACCGGAACUCAAAACAACAGGGGCCUCUAACUAUAUGAGUCAGCGCUUAUUUAUGAUCCUCAUUAUCAUAUCAUAUCCAUUCCUUGGGUUGGAGUACAUAGCAUUGAAAAGACAACAUAGUCAAUCUUCCAUAGGCCUGCUGUUUCGUCAUAACAUUGUUCUAAAGAGACCCUUACUUUGCAACCCUUGUCAUUCAAAGCCUAUUCAUCAUAACUAAAAUAACAUUUCAGUAAAGCUACGUUUUUGUCCACACUUGUGGAUCAAAUGUAAAGUAUUAUGUGCCAGAAGUGUGAUGUGAUGUAAUUGCAACAAAUUAUUUUCUUGACCCAUAGAAACUUACAGAAAAUUCUGUUUGAGCUAAACAGAUUGCCAGCUUUGUUUUUCAGAAUUAAUAAUAAUUUUAAUUGGUGCAAGUCAGCAUAAAGCCUGUCCCAAUGUUUCAAAGGCAAUUACAGUAAUGUCCAGUGUUCAUAUUGAGAAACUAAACAGAGGUCAUGUUGAACUAAUUCUGACUGGCAUGAGAAAAUCGAGGGGAGAAAGUAUGCUUAAUAUUUCAUCAAAUUCCUAACUAACAGAAUUAACUCCAAACUCCUUGAUGUGGUCCAUGUUAUAUCAGCUCCACCACUUACUGUAAGAUUCCCAUGAAUUCCUUUUGGAACGGCUAAAAGGACUGGAGCCGCCAUCUGUUCAUGUAUAACACGCUCACUCAUUUAUAUAAAACGCAUCAAUCGGAUCACAAACAUUACAUUCCUGCUCUGACAUUUCCGACCUGUAUCAUCUUGUCCCAGGGGAUUACACCAGAGCUAUCUCUGAUUCCGCCCAAGGUAAAGAUAAGUGUUACAGGUUGAUUUGAAGGAGAUAUUAAAUCCACUCAAUUGUCUCACCUUUUUUUCUUUCUACCUAUCCUCCUCUACAGCACCUGUCAUUGUCACAUCCCCUGGUGAGGUCUACAAUGUCACAGGCUCCCAGGUCUACCUGAGCUGCGAGGCCAUUGGAAUCCCCACCCCUGUGAUCACCUGGAAGAAGGUACUAGAAGGUUCAACAGUGAGGUCACUUGGACAUGUUCAAUUCAAAUUUGAAUCAACACUUUUCUAGGGUGUGGUACAAAAGAAAAGACAAUCGCCCCAUGCUUUGAGAAAACAUUUCUAUACGGGUGUCAGAAACACUCCCAUGUAUAGUUUAGUGUGAUGGUCCAAAUAACUGUACAUACGGUAGAUUGUUAAUGUAUUUUCCUAUGUCUAGAUAUUCAUACGUCCCCUGCCACUGAUUGUUGAUUUGGGCUCUAUAUUUGAGGACACAAUGGAGGAAAGCGAUAUGACCAUAGAGGAUAUGAAGUUAACCACACACUGACACAAUAGCACAGGACAUGAGGGGUUAGAGGGGAAAUCCUCAAUUAUUAUCAGAUCUUUACAGUCAAGGCUUUACUUAUACUCACGGUCAGCAGUCAACAUUCAUAACAUUUAAGAUAAAAAACAAAAAGGCAUGAAAUGCCCAUUGGUUUCACAUAGACAAUACAUCAGUGAGGAUAAUUGAGGAUGAGGCCAAGAAAAGAAUGAAGGAAAGGGGAAGGGAGCGGAGAUAAACAGGGCCAUGGAAAGGCAGGAUGCAUGACGUCAAUGUGGAGAACACAACUCAUCAUUCCUGGACAGACCAUGAAGAUAACCCCCUGAUUGCUUACAGCAAGAAAACAGAUAUAAUCAAGAUGGAAAUCUGGAAGUUUCAGGGAUAAACAAAAAUGUAUUCCUGCACUGAAAAAGAGAGAGCGGGUUUGAAUGUAUAUACAUUUUGACGUUGUAAGUAUGGUUUUAUUGAUUCGAUUAGCCCAAACGCCCACACUCUCGCAGCUCAACAGGAUGUUGCUUUUUUCGAAUGGAGCCCAUAGAUUUGAGAUUUGCCUUGACCUGUUAAAUCUGACCUAUUUAGCAAUCAAUGCCUAUGUAACUGGUGUUAGGGAUUUUCCUUUAAAGAGCCAGUCACACACAUUAAAUAGCAGAACUUGAGGAAUUAAGGGUAGGCUUAGCAACCACAUUCCUCUUUCUCUCGUAGUGGAGGGGCCCCAUUAUGUUUUAAUUACAGUAGCUAGUGGGCCUGUCAUGGUCCUAAUCAAAUCAAAUUUUAUUUGUCACAUGCUUCGUAAACAAACGGUGUAGACUAUCAGUGAAAUGCUUAAUUACGGGCCUUCCCAACAAUGCAGAGAGAGAGAAAAAAGAGAAAUAGUAUGAAAAUAUAAAAAUAAUAACACAAGGAAUAAAUAGAAAAAUAAUAACACAAGGAAUAAAUAGAAAAAUAAUAACACAAGGAAUAAAUAGAAAAAUAAUAACACACAGAAUAAUAACAAAAUGAGUAAUGAUAAGUUGGCUAUAUACACGGGGUACCAGUACCGAGUCCAUGUGCAGGGGUGCGAGGUAAUUGAGGUAGAUAUGUACAGUGCUUUCAGAAAGUAUUUAUACCCCUUGACUUUUUACAUUUACAUUUACAUUUUAGUCAUUUAGCAGACGCUCUUAUCCAGAGCGACUUACAGUUAGUGAAUACAUAUUUUAUUUUUAUACUGGCCCCCCGUGGGGGGGGUUACAGCCUGAAUUCAAAAAUUUAAAUGAAAAGCUGAAAUGCCUUGAGUCAAUAAGUAUUCAACCCCUUUGUUAUUGCAAGCCUAAAUAAGUUCAGGAAUACAAAUUUGCUUAACAAGUCACAUAAUAAGUUGCAUGGACUCACUCUGUGUACAAUAAUAGUGUUUAACAUGAACGACUACUUCAUCUCUGUACCCAACACAUACAAUUAUCUGUAAGGUCCCUCAGUCGAGCAGUGAAUUUCAAACACCAACUCAACCACAAAGACCAGGGAGGUUUUCCAAUGCCUCACAAAGAAGGGAACCUAUUGGCAGAUGGGUAAAAAUAAAAAGCUGACAAUGAAUAUCCCUUUGAGCAUGGUGAAGUUAUACAUUACACUUUGGAUGAUGUAUCAAUAUACCAAGUCACUACAAAGAUACAGGCAUCCUUCCUAACUCAGUUGCCGGAAAGGAAGGAAACCGCUCAGGGAUUUCACUAUGAGGCCAAUGGUGACUUUAAAACAGUUACAGAGUUUAAUGGCUGUGACAGGAGAAAACUCAGGAUGGAUCAACAUCAUUGUAGUUACUCCACAAUACUAACCUAAUUGACAGAGUGAAAAGUAGGAAGCCUGUAGAGAAUACAAAUCUCCCAAACAUGCAUCCUGUUUGCAAAAAGGCACUAAAGUAAUACUGCAAAAAAUGUAGCAAAGCAAUUAAAUGUUUGUCCUGAAUACAAAGUAUUAUGUUUGGGGCAAAUCCAAUAGAACACAGUACUGAGUACCACUCUCCAUAUUUUCAAGCAUAGUCUAGGCUGCAUCAUGUUAUGGGUAUGCUUGUAAAAGGACUGGGGAGUUUUUAAGGAUAAAAAUUAAACGGAAUGUAGCUAAACACAGGCAAAAUCCUAGAGGAAAACCUGGUUCAGUCGACUUUCCACCAGAAACUGGGAGGUUAAUUUACUUUUCAGCACGACAAUAACCUAAAACACAAGGCCAAAUCUAUACUUGCUUACCAAGAAGACAGUGAAUGUUCCUGAGUGGCCGAGUUACAAUUUUGACUUCGAUUUACUUGAAAAUCUAUGGCAACACCUGAAAAUGGUUGUCUAGCAAUGAUCAACAACCACGUUGACAAAGCUUGAAGAAUUUUGAAAAGAAUAAUGAGCAAAUGUUGCACAAUCCAGUUGUGGAAAGCUCUUAGAGACUUUCCCAGAAAGACUCAAAGCUGUAAUCGCUGCCAAAGGUGAUUCUACAAAGUAUUGACUCAGGGGUGUGAAUACUUAUGUAAAUGAGAUUUCAUUUUAAAUAAAUUUGCAAAAAUGUCUAAAAACUUGUUUUCACUUUGUCAUUAUGGGCUAUUCUGUGUAGAUGGGUGAGAAAAAAUCAAUUUAAUCAAUUUUGAAUUCAAGUUGUAACAACAAAAUGUGGAAUAAGUCAAGGGGUAUGGUAACUUUCUGAAGGCACUGUAUGUUGACAAUGCUUUUUGUCACAUGCAUCUGUCAUUUGUAUUUUUCAUUAAAUUUUUAGCUAUGAUUCUGCUUUAUUACAGCAAAACAUAGACUCCUGCCUUCACUUAUGUCAUGCAUUAUAGUUCCUCGCACUAGGCCUAAUAGCUCAUGCAUUAGGCUACUGUACAUCUAGGCCUAUAUUUUUAUUUUAUUGAACCUUUAUUUUAUCAGGGAGUCAUACUGAGACCAAGGUCUCUUUUACAGAAAAUACACACAUCAAAAUAUAAAUACAAAAUGCAAGCAGAAAGAAAAACACGGUCAUAAAUAACAAACACAUUCAUCAGUAAUAAGGUCCUCAAUCAGCUUUCUGAAUUGCCCUAGAGGCACCAGAACAUCAAAUUUAAGAACAUUUUGAAGAUUGUUCCACAAAUAAGGUGCAAGAAAACUAAAAGCUGAUUUACCUAACUCAGUAGUAGAGACCAAAGGAAUUUCCAGAGUUAGCCAUUUCUGAGACCGGGUGUGGUAACUCUUAUGUGUCACGUUGUAUGAUGAUUAGAAGACAGGCACAGGAAUGCGUAUUAGGGGUUGUAUUACUCCACCCAACACAAACACACAUAUAUAUACAUACAAAAGGGAUGUAACCCAAACAAUGAGCGAGGUGUAACCUCUACACAAUACACGGGACGAGACCCGUAAACAACCAGCGCACAAUACACGGUACUCACGAGACCAACGGACAUGGGCCAAUAAUGGACAAGGACAAUGGGGAACAGAGGGCACAUAUAUACACAUACUAAUCAGGGGGAAUGGGAACCAGGUGUGCGUAAUGAGACAAGACAGUCCGAGGUUGGUGGUAAUGAUCCAUGUCAGUGACGCCUAGAAAGCCGGUGACGUAGACCUCUGGAACUGGUGAACGGUAGCGGUCGGCCUGUUCCUUGUGCCGACGCACGGCCCGCUGGAGACGAAUGUGCACAGCGUUCCAGAUCUCCUCAGUGCGCCGAAACCACUCGUCCACCACAGAGACCUCGGUCUGGCUCGGAUGCCAAGGUGCCAGGGCCCAAGGUAGAAAAUCCGCCCACUCCCCUGGCCGGUCCUGACAGUAACACCUCAGGAACCUGCCCAUUUCCCGAUUGACCCUCUCCACCUGCCCAUUAGCUUGAGGAUGGUACCCGGAGGUGAGACUGACCGUGAACCCCAGGCAUUCCAUGAACUCUUUCCAUACGCGUGAGGUGAACUGAGGAACAUGGUCUGACACAAUGUCCUCUGGGAUGAUACGGAACGGAGGGAUGAUGGGGGUCUCCUCUUCCUGCCUCUCCUCUGCCUGUGUUGGAGCAGGGGAAUUCCCUGGCUUGUCACCUCCUCGCCUAUUAGUUGAUAGAGGGCAGGUCGGGGAGAAAUGACCCCUUUCUCCACCAUAGGAGCAGAGGCCUAGAUUCCUCCUUCUCCUACGCUCUGCCUCGAGCAAACGUACAGAGCACACCUCCAUCGGCUCUGGCCACGGAGCAGGUGUAGCCAUGGGCUCUGGAUUCCGCUCAGGUCCUCGUCCGGACCGCAGGAGGUUCUCCAACUGGAUCGCCAUGCUGAUGAGCUGGUCGAGUGACAGGUUGUCAUCACGGCAUGCUAACUCCAUCUGUACCUCCUCCUGCAGUCCGCUGCGGAACAUGGUGACCAGAGCCGACUCGUUCCAUCUGGUGGAGGCCGCGAUGGUCCGGAACUCCAGGGUGAACUCCGAGGUGGUCCUAGAUCUCUGGCGUAGUCGAAGUAGACACUCAUCCCACUCUCGGCCCUCCACAGGAUGAUCAAACACCGAGUGGAAGAGGAGGGUGAAGCGCUCGAGAACUCGACCUCGGGUCCGCCCGUUUCCCAAACCGCGGCACCCCAGUCCAGGGCCCGUCCGGUCAGUACCGAGAUGACUGCGGCAACCCUGUCUCUCCCGGAGACAGCCUCGGCGUAGCGAGCGAGGUACAGGUCGCAUUGCAGAAGGAAUCCCUUGCAUCUCGCUGGUGCGCUGUCAAAGCGCUCCGGGAGGGACAGGGGUAUUCUGUGGACCAGCUCAGGGAACGGAGGCAGGUAGUGGUGGUGUGGGGGCUGGUGCCGGAACCAGUGCUGGAGACUGGAGGGACUGCAGGCGCAGGAAUACGUAUUAGGGGUUUUAUUAUUCCUCCCAACACAAACACGUAUAUAUAUACAAAAGGGCUGUAACCCAAACAAAGAACGAGGUGUAACCUCUACACAAUACAUGGGACGAGACCCGUAAACAACCAGAGCACAAUACACGGUACUCACGAGACCAACAGACAUGGGACAAUAAUCAACAAGGACAAUGGGGAACAGAGGGCACAUAUAUACACAUACUAAUCAGGGGGAAUGGGAACCAGGUGUGCGUAAUGAGACAAGACAGUCCAGGGUUGGUGGUAAUGAUCCAUGUCAGUGACGCCUAGAAAGCCAGUGACGUAGACCUCCGGAACUGGUGAACGGAAUGAGCAGCAGUACCGGGGGGAUCCGUGAUAGUAUGUCUAAAGUCAAUGGGUAUGAUGUCUUUCUGAAGGCACUGUACAUAUAGGUAAGGAUACACUUACUAGGCAACGGGAUAGAUAAUAAACAGUAACAUCAGCGUAUGUGAUGAGUUAAAGGAGUUAGUGCAAAAUGGUCAAUGCAGAUAUUCCUGGUAGCUAGCCAUUGGUUAACUAUUUAACUAACUAUUUAGCAGUCUUAUAGCUUGGGGGUAGAAGCUGUUCAGGGUCUUGUUGGUUCCAGAUUUGGUGCUUCGGUACCGCUUGCCGUGUGGUAGCAGAGAGAACAGUCUAUGACUUGGGUGGCUGGAGUCUUUGACUAUUCUCAGGGCCUUCCUCUGGCACUGCCUGGUAUAGAGGUCCUGGAUGGCAGGGAGAUUGGCCCCAGUGAUGUACUGGACCGUACGCCCUACCCUCUGUAGCGCCUUGCGGUCGGAUGCCAAGCAGUUGCCAUACCAAGCAGUGAUGCAGCCAGUCAAGAUGUUCUCAAUGGUGCAGCUGUAGAACUUUUUGAGGAUCUGAGGGCCCAUGCCGAAUAUGUUCAGCCUCCUAAGGGGGAAGAGGCGUUGUCGAGCCCUAUUCAUGACUGUGUUGAUGUUUGUGGACCAUGGUAGUUCCUUAGUGAUGUGGACAUUGAUGAACUUGAAGCUCUCAACCUGCUCCACAACAGCCCUGUCGAUGUGGAUGGGUGUGUGGUCGGCCCUCUGUUUCCUGUAGUCCACGAUCAGCUCCUUUGUCUUGUUGACAUUGAGGGAGAGGUUGUUGUCCUGGCACCACCCAGACAGGUCUCGGACCUCCUCCAUGUAGGCUGUCUCAUUGUCGACGGUGAUCAGGCCUACCACUAUCGUGUCGUCUGCAUGAUGGUGUUUGAGUCGUGCGCGGCUACGCAGUCGUGGGUGAAUAGGGAGUACUGGAGGGGACUAAGCACACACCCCUGAUGGGCCCCCGUGUUGAGGGUCAGUGUAGCGGAUGUGUUGUUGUCUACCCUCACCACCUGGGGGCGGCCCAUCAGGAAGUCCAGGAUCCAGUUGCAGAGGGAGGUGUUUAAUCCCAGGGUCCUUAGCUUAGUGAGAAGCUUUGGGGGGACUAUGGUGUUGAACGCUGAGCUGUUAGAGUGAAGGUGAUGACUAUGACCGGGUUAAGUCCUAUCUACUAUGGAGAACUAGAGCCUGGAGACAGUAAUGUCCGGGCCUCCUGAAGAACAGCUCUCAGCUUGCCUCAAAAGCCCCUCAGAUAGAGUUGAUUCGAUUAGUUAGUUAUUAAGUUAACUGUUGUUUUCCCAGGUCACCAGCGGAAAACAGAGAAUGGAGCUGCUUCCAGGAGACAGAGACAACCUGGCCAUUCAGACCCGUGGAGGACCUGAGAAACAUGAGGUCACGGGCUGGGUCCUGGUGAGUCCAACCAGCCCACACACACAUAAACACACAGAUAUGCACACUACUUGAAAUAUUUUAGCUGUCAUACAGACUUGUGGAUCUUCCCCCACAGACACAAAUCAGUCAAAUACCUCAAAGACCACACACAGAGUUAGUAAAGGUAAAAAUAUAGCAUAGGGUGGAAGAGUUAUGUAUUAGAUAGCUGACCAUUAUUUAUGCUAUGUAUUUAUAAUUAUAAAUUGGGACGUUCGAGCCCUGAAUGCUGAUUAGUUGAAAGCCGUGGUAUGUCAGACUGUAUACCACGGGUAUGACAAAACAUUUAUUUUUACUGUUCUAAUUACGUUGGUAAUCAGUUUAUAAUAGCAAUAAGGCACCUCGGGGCUUUGUGGUAUAUGGCCAAUAUACCACGGCUAAGGGCUGUAUCCAGGCACUCCACGUUGCGUCGUGCAUAAGAACAGCCCUUAGCCGUGGUAUAUUGGCCAUAUACCACAGCCCCUCGUGCCUUAUUGCUUAAACAUUACCUGAGGCACAUUCCAAAGUUAUCCAUGAACGCUACUCAUUGACUUGUUCUGUUCAGAGCCUCUACAUAACAGAGAGUUUAAUAGAAAUGCAACUCCUUCGUCAAUGUCUCAGUGAAUGAACAGAAAACAUUGGUUGGCCCUGUUCAGGGGUUAGAGCUAUAUCUAGCUCUUCCUCCCUCUCUUUUCGCUCUCAGGAUUCCGCUCCCCUGCUGUCAAACAUCACAUUCUUUCAAUUUCUUCAUCUCAGUUCAGAGUAUUUAUCUUCCAUGAUGAUUUGUUACCAUGUUUUCUUCAUUGGCCAUCUUCCAUUGUAGAUGUCUGUACUUGUGAGAAGUAAAUGUCUAAACACCUACACAGGUGCAAGCCGGCACUGGACAGCAGUUAUACAACUGCAAACAAUCCUGAACGCUUGAAAUGGCACCCAUGCUCUGUCGAAAUGAGCCGAGUUUGGCUGGGAGAGAGAGUUUGAGGAUGUGUCUGUGUCCCUUGCAGCUGCUUGUUUACUGCAGACUAUAACAUGUGUUCUGCUAAAAAUCACAUUAGGCUAUAAUAACCGCCGCCACCAUGCUUUUCAGAUCUCGCCGCUCACCAAGGAAGAGGAGGGUUCGUACGAGUGUCACGCUGUCAACGUCAAGGGAGAAGCCUCAGCGGUGGGCACCAUUCACGUGGUGGAGUCCAUCGAUGACAUCCCUGUCAAGAAAGGUACUCAAGCGCCCCUUCUCUAUCGCACUCCUAUUUUACUCUUAUUUCUACUUUUUUUCAUGUUAAAUCUAAACCCACACACUAUGGCACCAAAGGUCAUAUCUACCCUUUAUACAUUGAUUUGUCUCUUCAGGUUUGCAUGAGCUGUGUCUGUACAUGUGCGUCCUUGUAUGGGUACAUUCAGUGUGUGUGUGACUUAUUUGGAAUUCAGGCCCUCUAGCCUGUGGUGACCAUCCCGUCUUGACAUGUUUAGGAUUGCCUGCUUUGCUUUUGGCUUUUGGCUCGGCCCACAUCACUUGGCUCUCUUGACAGGGCUAGAUGGUUGCCUUUACAAGGCGCGUCUCACUGGGGUUGACACAUGCACUUCAUUGACCUGCCUUUAAAGCUUUGCUCCAUGGGAAAGAACCUGGAUGUUUGAGUGAAAACGCCAUCAGAUCCCAAUGAAAAGGUUAGCUCUACCUUUAGGUGAUCUCCCAUCCCUGGUGGUCUGUGAUGAUGGAUACUAUUAAAAACAACAAACCAUUUCCAAGGCACGCUCUCCAUCGUGCAAGAUCCUAAUCACUUCUCCCUCAUUACCAGUGAUCUAAAAAGGAAUCAGGGCUAGGAAGGCGAUACAAAUCUGAUGAAAACCGAUCCAAGUAUUCAGGUCUUCCCCAUCAUUGGUCAUAAUUUGUAUGUUUUAUUUAUUUAAUAUUUUUUGCACCUUGGGUCUGAGAAAAGCGCUUUACAAAUUAAAUGAAGUAUUAUUAUUUAUUAUAAACAGUACCAGUUAAGGACCCUUACCCUAGACAUUCCACUUACCUCUUUAAUAAAUUAACUUGCCUCUUUAUUAAAUUCACUUACCUCUUCAAAAAAUGUACUUCCCCAAUAUAUGUCAUCGUGUUCUUGUCUGUGUCUCUUCCAGUGGCCAAGGAUGAUGAGCUGUAAGGCGUCUCAGCACAGCAGGGACUCAGUGGUGGAGAGGAGGGAGCAGCCCCAAGCCCCCCAUCCUCGACUAUCCCACCGCUGACACAAGUAGACUUGUACACUGACUGAGAAAGAGGACCAACACCCAUUAUUAGCAUCACAGAGAUCAAUCAUAUUUAUAAUUGAUUUGCUAUUUGAUAACAAGUCACAGUUUUCAUAGUUAUAUUCAGUAUACUGUGUAUGCACAAACAUCAAAAUUGCAUCUCACGGCAUUGAAAGUUACCAUCGUAGACAUCCACAAGACACAUCUAGGCCUCUCACACACAUUAUUUCUUCUCAGUGGCAUCACACACAAGUCAUUCUUUAAUAUGUACAAGUAACUGCCAAAAUAAUUGAAACACUUGAGUAAAUGAGGGAU